UUACAGGACGUGAAGUGCCAGGGUUGUUUCAACAUGUGAGUUUUGAUCUUAUUUUUGUUGUGAUUUCUUUCAAUUCGUGUUUACCCCUUUUUGAUCUCUUUUGAACAAAAUAAUGUUUUCUUCACGUCCCUAUGUCACUAUGUGUCUUACCGAUGAAAAUGAAGCCGCACCAUAGCCUAAGGGAUUUCUCUCUCGAAAAAUAGGGUUUAGUGCUCAAGAUUCGUAUAUAAGGUGCUAUUUUAAAAUUCUUAAUCGUGAGCUGCAAUGGUGUUUAAUUUCAUACGUAGAAGUUUUUUACUCCAUGCGAGGCCUCAUAUCAACCACGAACUGUGCUGCUAUGGCUCCUUAUCCUCUUCCUCGUCCAAGUCGUCCCCAUUUACAACCAAAACAUCAGCUUCCUUGAAUCAACACUCAUUUACAGUAACUUACCUCAUCAAUUCAUGUGGGAUUUCUCCCGAUUCUGCAAUUCUAGUCUCCAAACAUCUAGAUCUAUCAAAAUCCCUAAACACGGCAGACUCUGUUCUGGCCUUUCUCAACAACUAUGGGUUCACCAAAUCACAAGUUUCAAAGGUGAUUUAUACGCGCCCCAAACUCCUAUUAUCCGAUCCUGAAACGACCCUUUUACCUAGUUUCCAGACUUUGAAUUCAUUAGGUCUUUCAAAUACCGAUAUUGCUGCAGUUGUAGCCGCUAGACCGAAAGGUAUUUUGGCUAAAAAGCUGCAAGAUACAGCCAUUCCAUGUUUUAACUACUUAAAAAGCGUUUUGGGGUCCGAUGAUAAAGUUAUCAGUUGCAUUAAGCGCUUCCCCCUUGCUUUAACUUACGAUUUAAAAGUCUAUGCUGCUGAAAACAUUCAACUUCUACUUGAUACAGGGGUUCCUAAACUUAGAAUAGCAUCAAUGUUAGCGCAACAACCUAGAACUUUCUUUACAUCUGCUGAUAGAUUUAAAAAGGUUGUUGGGGAUGUGAAGGAAAUGGGGUUUGACCCUUCAAAAUCAAGAUUUCUUUGGGCUAUUCAUGCUAUUAGGGCAAUGAGCAAAUCGACAUGGGAUAAGAAGAUGGAGCUUUAUAAGAAAUGGGGUUGGUCUGAAGAUGAGAUUUUUGUGGCUUUUGAGAAAUAUCCAGGGUGUAUGAUGGCUUCACCUGAUAAAAUUUCAAGAAUCUUGGAUUUUCUUGUUAACACGAUGGGGUGGGAAAGAAGCUACAUUGUUCAAUGGCCGAUAGUUAUCUGUUUUAGCUCAGAGAAGAGGAUUAUUCCUAGGUGUUUGGUUUAUCAGUAUUUAGCAGAGAAAGGAUUGAUUGAGGAGAAAGAUGGUUUUUGCUUCAACAAGUGGUUGAUGUAUUCAGAAAGCAAGUUUCUUAAAUGGCUUGUGAAGAAGUAUGAAGAGGAAGCCCCAGAACUGUUGAAAUUGUAUCAGAAGCAUUUGGAUGAGGCAAAUUGACUAAAUCAUUCAUCAAAACAGAAAUGUAGUUUGACUUUUUAGAUUGAAAUUAGAAAUUUUGUUAACUGUUUCGUACAGGUUUUAUAAUCCAAAUGAAGUUGGGGGUA
Molecule: messenger RNA, 1547 nt
Organism: Lactuca sativa (garden lettuce)
Lineage: Eukaryota; Viridiplantae; Streptophyta; Magnoliopsida; Asterales; Asteraceae
Product: transcription termination factor MTERF8, chloroplastic
Biological process (GO): regulation of DNA-templated transcription
Molecular function (GO): double-stranded DNA binding
Source: RefSeq, a predicted model, not a curated record